Molecule: messenger RNA, 1748 nt
Organism: Glycine soja
Lineage: Eukaryota; Viridiplantae; Streptophyta; Magnoliopsida; Fabales; Fabaceae
Product: probable mediator of RNA polymerase II transcription subunit 26c
Exons: 10
Coding region: 216-1157 (313 amino acids)
Cellular component (GO): nucleus
Source: RefSeq, a predicted model, not a curated record
UAUGACUUGAGACCAUUUCAUUCUCAUCUCACUUCUCAAUUUCUCUUCACCUUUUCUCCUUCCUUUUCUCUUGCCGCAAACAAAACAAACCACACGCGCAUGAAAAUAGUAAUUAAUACUACUAAUUCAUUUCCUCAACAUAAAAAAAAAGAGUUUCGCGGAAUAUACUUUUCCUUUCCUUCUGUUCUGGUUAAUUUCGUUUUUCCGUUUCGGAGAUGGAUUCGGAGGAUUUCCGAUCCAUUCUGGAGAGUGCCGGCGUCGACGUUUGGGCCUUCAUGGACGCCGCCAUCGCGGUGGCUUCCGUCGACCACCCCGACGAGUUAAAGCGCCGGAGAGACAGAAUCGUGGAGCGCCUUUACGCGAGUUCGGCGCUGCCGCAGUGUCGGAACUGUGACCCCGACGCCGGUGAAAUCAGGACGCAGAGCAGUCCCUCCGCGGAGGAGGAAAAGGACCCCUACGGAGGCUUGCUGGACGAGGAGCAGAAGAAGAUUCUAUACAUUAAAGAGCAACUGGAAGACCCUCACCAGUCCGAAGAUUCGUUAGUGGAGUUGUUGCAGAAUCUAGCAGACAUGGAUAUCACAUUCCCAGCGUUAGAGGAGUCUGACAUUGGGAGGUAUGUGAAUCGGUUGCGGAAGCAUUCGUCUAAUGAUGUCAAGAGAUUGGUCAAGUUACUCGUCAGGAAGUGGAAGGAAAUUGUAGAUGAAUGGGUGAAGUUGAAGUCCCCGGGAUACCCGGGUACUGCUGUCAUGGCUGAUGAGGACUCGCCUCAGCAGAGAAUCCUACAAAAUGGGCACCGUCAGAUUCCUGAUUUUGCAUACUCGCCAAAUCCACACAAUGGGAGUUCUGGGUCAUCACAGCGCAACAAUAUUGAAGCAGAACGAAAACCAAAAGCAAUUCCUCGCAAAGAAGCUCCCCCAAAACCAUCGCCAUCAGUCACUACUCCUGCUUCUCCUCCUCAAAACAGACAGAGAGAAGGCAAUUUUGACCCGGAUAGAUUUGCUUCAGCGAGAAAACGGCUUCAAGAGAACUACAAAGAGGCUGCAAAUGCCAAAAAGCAAAGAACGAUUCAAGUGAUGGAUCUCCAUGAGUUACCGAAACCCAAGAAUGCCUUCCUUGGAAAAAACAAAGGCGGCACUGGUCAGGGAAGGCACUGGUGAGUGGUGACCCAUAAUGUACGUGGCAACUUUCUUGUAAAAAGGCUUUUUAUGGGUGGGUGAUGCCGCAUAGUCCUAAAAACCCGCUUGAUCCCUUUACAAUUUUACUCCCCAAAAUAAAAAUCCCUAUGGUUUUAUGUUUCCUUAUUUAAUAUCAACCCCCGCUUUCCCCAACCAAAAAAAACCAUAAUAUUUUAUGUGCCAAACUAUGAUUUUUAUGAAAUGUGGGUGAGUUGCGGAGCACACAUGAUGAUUUCAGCAUCUUAAUGAGGAUGGUAGGGAGGGGAAAUGAUUUUUUUGGAGAUUUAAACCAUUGAUUAUUUUGGGUUGGAGCUUGAGGGUAUGGUUAAUGAUUGAUUUGGUGCUCCAGUAAGGAUUGUUUAACUUGAUUUUUGUCUUUGUUCUUAUCUUGAGGCCAUAUCCAAAGCCAAGUCAAGAGUUGACUACUUUCUAGCUCUACUAAUUUGCACGGGUGCGGGUCAGGGUCGUGGGGUAGUUUAGUUGGUGCCAUGAUCAAUUAUUGUCCGGCCUGGGACCUUAGUAACUGAUCUUUCUGAUCUCAACAAAUGAAGUGGAGCGCAUUUCAAUUAAUAA